This is a messenger RNA of Rhagoletis pomonella (apple maggot), 7656 nucleotides long. RefSeq names its product protein serrate (gene Ser). Gene Ontology annotation, biological process: Notch signaling pathway; cell communication; heterophilic cell-cell adhesion. Gene Ontology annotation, molecular function: Notch binding; calcium ion binding. The coding region runs from base 1334 to 5701 and encodes 1455 amino acids. The record is from RefSeq and is a predicted model, not a curated record. The transcript has 17 exons. Gene Ontology annotation, cellular component: plasma membrane; protein-containing complex. Lineage: Eukaryota; Metazoa; Arthropoda; Insecta; Diptera; Tephritidae.
CGGAGUCGGUUUGGUUUUUGACGCUGGACGGUUAAUUGCGUGGCGGUGGUAGUUGUAGUGGUUGUGGCAGCAAUUAGAGUGACGCACAGUGUACCGGACAUACGCACACAAAUACAAACAAGUGUACUCCCCCAUACAUACAUACAUACACAUAAAAAUAUAUGUACAUAGUAUACGCAUGCAUAUAUCGGUAACUAUAUACGAGUGGCAUACGCCUGCGGCGACAAGUGCAAGUUCCUCAUUUGUUGCAAGUGCAACAGAUUAAAAGGAAAUAAGAAAAUAAAUUGAAUAAUAAAAAUUGUAAACAGUGACUAGUGUGAAUUGAAUUGGAACUUUGUGCGUUGAGGAAGAGAGUGCAUAAAAAAUAAAUGAAAAUAUUGAAAGAACGCAAGUUACAAAUUAGUGAGCUAUUUGUUAUAGCUGCGCAUGGAUUGCGGAACGGCUAUGCUGGUGUUUGUUUGCUCAAUGAAAAUGUCACAACAACAUUGAAUGGAUGCCGGUUAUUGAAUAAAUAACGAAAAGAUGAAUGUACUACAUACUAUUUACAUACAUUCAUACAAAAAAGAUAUAUACCAAAUAGUAGUACAAAUGAACGAGUGCAUGUGCGACGAGCAGCUAAACGAAUGGAUUUGUAAUCAGCUGUGGCAGCGAGAACAUAAUAAAUACAAUCAGUAACAUGAUAAAACCCACAGCAACAAUAACAACAACGACGAGUAAACACAAAGUGGCAGCUGUGACAACGACGACUACAACGAAUAAAUGUUUAAAUAAAAUAAAAAGCAGCAACGCUAAAUGCGAAUGCAAUUCAUGCUAAAUAGGCGAAGGCAUUGUAACUCAUAGAACAACAAUAAUAAUAAUAAGUAUUCAAGAAAUAAUAUGAUAUAGGAAAAAGACACACACACAUACAUACACAUGUACAUAAGUUAAACAUAAUUAAAUAAAAAAUUGCGCAUGCAUAAAGCGCACAUGCACAAUAACAGCAAAAACAACGACAACAUAAAUUUCAUUAGUGAUAAUUGUUCAUAUAUGUAUGUAUGUAUUUGCACCUAAGUUAUAGAGCAAUAAAUUUUCGUGAUAACAGUGAUCGCAUGAAAAAAAAACAAACAAAAAAUGUUCAAAGACGAAAGAGUGAAUUUGGAAAUACAUAUAUUGAAACUAUGAGUGAAAGUGAAACGAAAAUAGCGAAUGAAAAAUUUGCCUAAUCUUUUGCAUAUUGAAUAGUUGUACAACGAUACAUUUAAUCAGCAAAGAGACGAUCUUAUAGCACACUACAUACAUAGUAUUUUCUACCCGUUGGAGCGUGCUGAGCGUGAAUUCCAGAACUUCAACAAGAAUGUACAGAAUGUUUACUAAGCACUUCCGCCGGAAAAUGAGGCACAGCGACACAGUGACCGCACUCAUCAUAUACAUUUUAUUAGCGCUUAUACAAAAGAUAUCAGCUGCUGGUAACUUUGAAUUAGAAAUAUUAGAAAUUUCCAAUACAAAUAGUCACCUACUUACGGGCUAUUGCUGUGGUGUUCCUUUAGAAAUAAGAAGUACAAAAACAACGGGAUGUCCGCCCUGUUCCACCGCCUUUCGUCUAUGCCUCAAAGAGUACCAGAGUUCACCGCCCAGUUUAUCAAUGGGAUGUUCGUUUGGCAACAAGACGACAGCGAUAUUAGGUGGAUCCAGCUUUGUGCUGAGUGAGCCGGGGAUGAGUGCGAUUGUGUUACCAUUCACAUUUCGUUGGACGAAAUCGUUUACGCUGAUAUUGCAGGCGUUAGAUAUGUACAACACAUCGUACCCAGAUUCGGAGAGGUUAAUUGAAGAAACAGCAUUUUCGGGCGUGAUCCUCCCGUCACCCGAAUGGAAGACGCUGGAUCACAUUGGCAAGAAUGCUCGCAUUACAUAUCGGGUCAGAGUGCAAUGUGCCGUUACGUACUACAACACGACAUGUACGACUUUCUGUCGACCGCGCGACGAUCAAUUCGGCCACUACACCUGCGGUGCGGAGGGGCAGAAACUUUGCCUACCCGGUUGGCAGGGCGUAAAUUGUGAGGAAGCCAUUUGCCGGCCCGGCUGCGACCCCACACAUGGCAAGUGUGAACAGCCUGGCGGUUGCGAAUGCCGUCGCGGCUGGCGCGGUCCACUGUGCAACGAGUGUAUGGUGUAUCCUGGUUGCAAGCAUGGUUCGUGUAAUGGCAGCGCCUGGAAAUGCGUGUGCGAUACCAAUUGGGGAGGCAUACUCUGCGAUCAAGAUUUAAAUUACUGUGGCACUCAUGAACCCUGCAUGCAUGGCGGUACCUGUGAGAAUACCGCACCUGAUAAAUAUCGCUGCACUUGCGCCGAGGGUCUGUCCGGUGAACGUUGCGAAAUCGUGGAGCAUCCGUGUGCGACGCAGCCAUGCAAAAACGGUGGAACCUGCACGCUCAAAGAAUCAACACUGCCUAAUGUAACAACGUUGCCGACAUAUCGUUCGAUGCGCGGCAUGAGCUCAGCCAUGGGUAAACCAGUUAGUCGACGCGAUUCAUUGCUAGGACUGGCAGGAUUAAGCAGCACUGCGACGGCAACAACAACACCAACUGGUACAGGUGGCACGAUGGACGGCCCAAGUGGCAGUGCGGGUGAUGGCCGCGGAAAUAGCACGAGCGCCGUGAAUGCACUUGCUGCGGCGGCUAAAUUGCUACCUAGCGGUGGUGGAGGGGUUGCUAAUCCAGCGCUAGCCACAUCCAUGUUAAUGCAACUACAACAGUAUCACAACAGCGGCAGUGGUGGCAUUGGCAGCGGUACUGGCACGAGCAAUCUACUGCAUUCGCAUCAUUCGAUAGGCCAUCGACUGCAACAGAUACCACCAAUUGGCGAAUACACUUGUGCCUGUGCGCCCGGCUGGACGGGACCAUCAUGUGAAAUCAAUAUCGACGAGUGUGCUGGCGGUCCCUGCGAACACGGUGGCACUUGCAUCGAUCUAAUCGGCGGCUUUCGCUGUGAAUGUCCUCCUGAGUGGACAGGCGAUGUAUGUCAAAUUGAUGUAAAUGAAUGCGAGAUUCACUAUACGACAACCAGCAGCAACAAUGUCGGUGGAACGUUAGCCGAUGCGAUUUCAUCAGCGACCUCUUCGGCGGCGUUGAUUGCCGCCAUAAGUGCUGCCUCAUCGUCCACAGCUGCAACGGCAGCCGCCAAGGCAGCACUUCAAUCGCAAGCAGCAGCUGCAGGUAAUGCCACGGCCAAUGGUGCGGGUGUACAAGCAGCGAUGUCCAGCACCGUGGGUCCGUGCAUAAAUGCGCAACAAUGCCUCAAUCUGCCCGGUUCAUUUUCUUGUAUUUGCCUCGAGGGCUGGGGUGGACCAACGUGUGCGCAGAAUCUUGACGAUUGCGUGGGACAAUGCAAAAACGGGGCGACCUGCAUAGAUUUGGUGAAUGACUACCACUGCGCAUGCGCAACUGGAUUUACGGGUCGCGACUGUGAAACUGACAUAGAUGAAUGCGCCAAUUCACCGUGUCGCAAUGGUGGCGAAUGUGUGGACUUGAUUGGAAAGUUUAAGUGUAUCUGCCCGCUGGGUUACUCCGGUUCAUUAUGCGAGGAGGCCAAAGAUCAUUGCACUCCCUCACCCUGUUUGCAGGGUCGUUGUUUGAAUACACCUGGCAGUUAUUAUUGUCACUGUCCGCCAGAUCGGGCGGGAAAACACUGCGAGCAAAUACGGCCACUGUGCUCACAGCCACUAUGCAAUGAGGGCUGUUUUGUCAAUACCACCAUGAAUACGCCACCAUGCAGUGGGCAUGGCACAUGUGAGAUGGGCGAUGUGGGCACUUUCUGCAAAUGCCAUGUCGGUUAUACCGGCACCUUCUGUGAGCAUAAUUUAAAUGAGUGCUCGCCAAAUCCUUGUCGAAAUGGUGGAAUUUGCUUGGAUGGUGAUGGGGAUUUUACAUGUGAAUGCAUUUCGGGUUGGACAGGUAAGCGUUGCUCAGAGCGCGCUAAUGAAUGCUACGCCGGUCAGUGCCAAAAUGGUGGUACGUGCCUGCCAGGUUCUAUUGAGAAAAGUCUACAGUCCCAUUGCCGCUGCGCGUCCGGCUGGCAUGGCGUAUUCUGCGACGAACCGAUUGACCAGUGCAGCGGACAACCAUGUCAUAAUGGUGGUACCUGCGAAUCCGGCACCGGCUGGUUUCGUUGCUUAUGCGCUCAAGGUUUCUCUGGACCAGACUGCCGAAUCAACGUGAAUGAAUGUUCACCGCAACCGUGUUUGGGCGGCGCAACCUGUAUUGAUGGCAUAGGUGGUUAUACGUGUAUUUGUCCGCCGGGAAGACAUGGGCUGCGUUGCGAAAUUUUGCUUUCCGAUCCCAAGUCCGCCUGCAUUAAUUCUACCAACACACUCUCGCCAUAUCAUGCUUUGAAUCAAAGUCAAUCCGAUUGGUUGGAGCUGGCGCUAUCUGGCAGCACUGACGAGUACUGUAAUGCCUGUAUCUGUGAGAAUGGCACGUCGCGCUGCACGAAUCUCUGGUGUGGCUUACCGAACUGCUUUAAAGUGGAUGCUACUACGAAAUCGUCAAAUCUAUCCGGCGCGUGCAAGCAACACGAGGUAUGCGUGCCAACGAUGAGUGAGGCCUGUCUAUCGCCGCCUUGCGCUGUACGUGGCGAUUGUCGUGCACUGGAGCCAUCGCGCCGCGUGGCGCCUCCACGUCUACCCGCGAAACCCGAAUGCUGGCCCAACCAGGCGGUGUUGAAUGAGAAUUGCGCGCGUCUCACAAUACUGCUCGAUCUACAACAAGUUGUCGAAGGCUCUUCAGUGGAGGGACUUUGUUCUGUCGUUCGCUUUUUACUGGCUUCGAAACUGGUAAAACGGACGCAAAACAGCAACGAAGCCAUGCUCAUUAUUAUUUGUGACCUGAAAACAGGCACUAACGAUACCAUAGAAGUGACAGUGUCAUCAACGAAAUCAGCUGAUUCCGAAUUGCCCAUCACUGUUGGACUGCUCGGCGAGCUGUUAUCUUCGCGUCAGAUUAAUAGCUUGCAACGUAGGAAUGAGCUGCGCAAUGCAAAAUUCGCACCACUGGUCUCUAUACUUGAGGUUAAAGUAGAAACCGCACUCAUAGCUGAGGGCAACCACAACAGCCUACUCAUCGGCAUUCUAUGUGGCAUCUUCAUUGUGCUUAUUGGCUGCGCUGUGUUCAUCACACUCAUUUGGCGUCAACGCUUACAUCCGCGCUCCACUUCGGGCAUCAAUCUUACACCUUCCAUGGACGCACUACGUCAUGAGGAGGAAAAAUCGAACAACUUACAGAACGAAGAGAAUCUACGACGCUACACGAAUCCCCUAAAAGGUUCGACAACCUCGCUGGGGCGUACCAAUGGCAUGGAACUUAGCCUCAAUCCUUCUCCAGAGUUGGCUACGGUCUCUUCAUUGGUGGCCGCUUCCACCUCAGCGCUGCAUCGUUCACAGCCACUUUAUCCAACCAAUUGUGGCGAAUCGAAUUUCGACUGUGAAAUGGAGGUGAGCGCAACGGGGAGUAGAGGUAAUGCGACCAGCAAAACUGAACUGCAUCACGCGCACGUGCAAAAGCGUAAUUCACAAAUUUUGCUGCAUAAAACUCCUAAUUCCGAUAUGAAGAAGAACACUGUCGGAUCGCUGGAUAGUCCGCGAAAGGAUUUCGGAAAGAGAUCAAUCAAUUGUAAAUCAAUGCCACCAGCUGCCAGCGAAGACUCAGACGUGCUCACUGUGGUGGUGUAAUACGCAAUCACAAUGGCAGUACAGCAGCCAGUGUGUAUUCGAGCCGAUGAUCUCAGAAUAUCUACCGAAUUAAUUAGCAAACUUUAGGAUUAUUAAAAUUGCCUUUUUUGCAAAAAGCGGAGAAGAAAUAGGGAAUUGUAAUCAAAUGUGCAUAACACUGUGCGACAAUUUUAUGACAGUUCGGGCUGGUUUGAACUCUACUCGGCCUAAGUAGUUUUCAAAAAAGUGAAAAAAUAUUUUAAAAUAAAUGUCUUAGCGAAAUUAGAUCUUAAGACAUAUAUAGUAAAAUUUCAUGGAAAAAAUAUUUGCGUAGAACUUGCUAACCCAUUAGCUCCCGCUUGAAAAGGUCGUUUUGACCCUUACUUCAAGAAACUCCGCAAAAAAACAAAUUUGGAAGUUCGUUAGAGGACUGAUAUAUUCUAGAAAAUUAUUCUUCGGAGAAAACUUCAAGCCAUCAACGUAAAGCUUCUAAAAAAUUUAAAUAAAAAAUCAAUAAAAAAACUUGGAUUUUUUCUGUAAACAACUUUUUAAAAUUGAGUUUGGCCGUUAUACCUUCUUGGUAUAGACUUUUUGCUUUAAUUUUACAGAGACUUUUACGUUGAUGGCAUAAAGUUUUUGUCUGUCUGAGAGGACCCCACAUAAAAAUUUCCCAAGAAUAAUUUUUUUUUUUAAAUAAAAAACCUCUAACGACCUUCCAAAUUUGCUUUUUACCGGAUUUCUUGAAUUAAGGGUUAAAACGACCCAUCCAGCCGGGAGCUAAUGGGUUAAAAUAUUCUUAAACUUUAGUUUCACUCAGAAAUUUAUUUUAAUAAUUUUUUCCACUUUUUUGAAAACUGCUUUGGUCUGGACAUGAAAACUAACGUAAAAUAAUAAUACAAGCUAACAUUUGCAAAUCCAUCGAGGGUUUUACUAUUGGAUUCGUAUGCUUUCAGAAAAAGGUUAGCAAAGUCCGGGCUGGUUUUGCCUGUCGCACAUUGUAAUGUGAUGUUUAUUGAGCAUUCAUCAAUUUUUUUUUUUAAUUACUCAGCGAGUGAAAGGUUCGAAAUGAAAGAGGAAUAUUUGUUGUUUCUUGUGAAUACAAUCAGCUCCUCUUCUUGCCUUGAGUAUAUUUAUUUAUGAACAAAAGUUUACUUAAUAAAUUGUUUAGGAGCUAUAACUAUUUUGAUAUUAACUACGCUAUUUAGCUACAGAGAUAUGAAGAUGAGCAAAAAAUUAACACGGAGAUAGCAAUAUGCAAUAGUUGCAAGCACUUAUAAGUAGCUUAAUUAAAUUUAUUUAUUAAGCCCAGGCUAGGAAUAGAAUUAAGAAAGACGAUAAAAAGCAAUUACGACUAAAUGCAUCUAUGUAUGUAGUAGUUAAUAAGAUUCUAUUACAUAUAAGUAUAAUGUUGAGUUUGAAAAAUCCUACAGCGUGUGAUAUUAUAGAAUAAAUAAAUAGAAAGUAAGUAAUUAAUUAAGUGUAACUGCAUAAAUAAAUUGUGUGUUUGUGUCGUGUUACAAUGAAAAAAGACAAAACAACUUGAUUUACCACGAUUACUUGGUUGUACAAAAAACGUAAAAUACAGCAAAAUGGAAUGUAAUGUGUAAAUAAACCGAUUUAUUAGCAAUAAGAGAAUCAUAAGAAGACUUUAAUAAAAUGUGUAAUUUAGAAUUCCUUUUUUUUAUUUCUUUAAAUAUUUUUAUUUUUUCCUUAACUGAACUGUUAUCGUUUAUGAUGUAUUUUGCUCUGUCGGAAGCAUCAAAAAGAAAUUAUCGUUUAUAAUGCGGAAUCGAAAUUUAUUCUGAUUUUCAAUGCUUCCAUAAUUUAAUAGGGUGCAAAAAAGUUUUUUUUUGUAUAUUACCGUUUAAUAUCAAUUUUAGUUAGCCAUUAUUUAUUUCGAACAUGUGUUAGUUUUUGUAAAUGCGAUUUAGUUUAAGUAAAGAUUUUAAGAAGUUUCCUGAUUUUAAAAUAUUUUG